Molecule: messenger RNA, 744 nt
Organism: Enterospora canceri
Lineage: Eukaryota; Fungi; Microsporidia; Enterocytozoonidae
Source: the annotation of a GenBank genome assembly
AUGGUCUUUUUUACUCCUGGUAUGUUCUUCACACUAUCAAAUGCCAGUGCAAUUCUGUUGGACUCGUUCAUAAGCAUCACUGAGUCAGAAUACAUCAUUGUUGAAGUAUUGGAUGACCUAGUGGUCUUCAGUUGCAUUACAACAGAUUACUCCCAUUAUACGAGUAUAAAGUUGAAUAGAGACUUCUUCAUGCAUUCUGACUUAAGACAGAAUGCAGCCUGUAAGGUGCUACUGGAAGACGAGAUUGAGUUCAGAAGGAAUAAGAUGGCAAUACCAGCACUAAAGUUCAAUAGAGCCAAUAUGAUAGACGUCAGGGUGGUAGUGGAACCAAAUUCCAUUACACUCCAUUAUACCUAUAAGGAUGGAGUUGUCUCCUGUGUUUCGUACAGUAGCAUCCAGAAUGACGUGAUUGAGGUGGAUGUGCCAUGCAACGAGAUGGCUGUGGUCGACGUCUCCUUCUUCAGGAAGAUUCUGUGCAAAUUCAAGUCGAAAUACGCUGAAAUAGAAACCAGGCAGAAUGAGCUCAUUUGGAGUGUGACUGGCACGAAAAUACGCGUCAAAACAGGGAAUCAAAUCAGGGACAUGAGGGUUGCUGUGCCCUGGAGCCAGCUAAAAAGGGUGUUCUGGUUCAAUGGCUACAAUUCAGCCCAUUUUGGGACAACUGCGGAUAAUGAGAUUGUUAAGGUUGUUUUACAGUUUGAGAGUGUUCUGGUUGAAAGCUACCUGAGUAACAAUGUGGGGUAG